AUGCCGUACCUCAAUGUGCCCGCCGACUCACCGUCGGUCUCUGACCUAGACUCGAGUGCUUUCGAGAAACUCGUGCGAGACCUUAGUGCUGUCUUGGGGCCGAGCUCAGGCUUGGACUCGGAUGAUGUUGAUCCGAUGGUGAUCCAGAAAUUGAUGGAUAAAUAUGUUUCGAAUGAAUCAGAAUGGCAUUCAUUCGCCCUGGGGGACGCGAGCAGAGCCUAUACGCGAAACCUGAUUGAUGAGGGAAAUGGCAAGAGUAACUUGCUCAUUCUAGUUUGGACCCCCGGAAAGGGAAGUGCGAUUCACGACCAUGCCAACGCACACUGCGUGAUGAAGAUCCUGAAAGGAAAACUACAGGAGACCCUCUAUUCGUGGCCUGAUGAGGAAAGGAUCAGACGGGGGAGACGUCUCCGCUCCUCCGCUUCACUCCACGGCUGUGGUCUCUACGAUGAAAGAACCGGCAAGUCAAAUCACAUCAAGAUGUCCAAUUUCUACUCUGUUCGCGGCAAACGCCCGACCGACCUUGAAAAGCAAUAA
Molecule: messenger RNA, 537 nt
Organism: Penicillium waksmanii
Lineage: Eukaryota; Fungi; Ascomycota; Eurotiomycetes; Eurotiales; Aspergillaceae
Product: putative cysteine dioxygenase Cdo1
Exons: 4
Coding region: 1-537 (178 amino acids)
Biological process (GO): L-cysteine catabolic process
Molecular function (GO): ferrous iron binding; cysteine dioxygenase activity
Source: RefSeq, a predicted model, not a curated record